Messenger RNA from Triplophysa dalaica, 1970 nucleotides. Its product is annotated as tumor necrosis factor receptor superfamily member 17-like. The coding region runs from base 1173 to 1649 and encodes 158 amino acids. The transcript has 3 exons. The record is from RefSeq and is a predicted model, not a curated record. Lineage: Eukaryota; Metazoa; Chordata; Actinopteri; Cypriniformes; Nemacheilidae.
UCUGGAAGACGUCUAUCUGAUGUCUGAUUGAUCAUAUGUAAUACAUCUGCUGUCAGAUGUCAAAACGUCUGUUAGAUGUUAAUUUAGAAUGUGUGUAAAACCGCUCUUUCUAAGAUGUUUAGCAGACGUCCCUUUGUUUUUAAAGCCUCUUUUACAAUUCUUGAUAAGCGCAGUGACUGUAGACGUCAUGACUCAUUCUGAGAGAACUUGAUGAGAAAUGUUUGAGAUCUCAGACUUGAAGCGUGUGCUCUGUUUGAGACGUUAAGAUCUCUUGAAACUGACAACACAGGUGAGAUUUUUGUGGUCUGUGUUUUUGUGUAAAUGUGGAUCAUGAAUUCACUCUCACAGAAGAUGAAAUAUAUGAGCUCCAUAAAAGUUGUUUGUGAUUUGAAGUUCAUCUUGGUUAUUUUUGUGUAUUGUUCUAUCCAGUCAUGUGUGAUGAAGUUCUGCUGUAUGUAGAGAAACAGACGUGUGUGUUUUUGCAUGCGGUUGCACAGUUUCAAGAUCCAACACACCAACUUUCAAAACUAUCAAUAGCACUGGGUUUUAAAACCAAAUGACUUUGAUCACUAUCAGUUUGUGUUCCCUGAAUAUCAAACCUGUGACCUUUCUAAUGAUAUACAGGCAGAACUGAAUAUGUUCAGUGUUUUAUUAAUACCAUACCUCACGUAAGUCAUCAUUUUAUAAUAAGUCAUCGUUUAUUCAUGUGGUUGUAAAUCUGUAUUUGAGUCUUUCUUCUGUGAAACACAACAGAAGAUAUUUUGAGAAAUGUCUUAAAACACAAAUGGGGGUUUUGUUCAUACUACGAAAAUCAGUGGAGUUCAGUGUUGUUUGAUUGUGGACAUUCUUCAAAAGAUCUUCUUUACUGAUGAAGAAAGUUGCACACAGGUUUGACAUGAGGAUGAAGAAGUGAUGAAAGACAGCAUGUUUAGAUGUUGUGCUUGUUUUCACAACUUUUGAUUUUCAAGACAUUUCAUGUAAAACUCUCUCUCUCUCUCUCUCUCUCUCCUGACUCUGUCUCUAUGUGUUUCUCCAGAGACUGAGUGAUUCAUUCUUUCCUAUAUCACAAAUGAAGAAGUGAAACAUGUGUGCCUCUCACCUCCCCUCGUCUCUCUCUCUCUCUCUCUGUGUCAGUCUUUAUUUAAGCGUUGCGGCAGGUAGUGUGUGUUGUGAUGGAGAGAAGAACAUGUGCUCCUGGUUCUGACUGGGAUUCUUUAAUCAAACACUGUAGACCCAGUGAACCUGUCCGGCUGAGACCAUCAAAGCCCGUCACUGAUGUUCCUGUGGCCGUUGUGAAGCACGUGUUGAGCAGCGGAGGUCCGGUCGAGCCGCGGCCUGCCUUCAGUCCCAGCGUUUGGAUCUGUGUCGGUCUGGUGAUGAGCGCCUCACUUCUGGUGCUGCUCUUCUGGUUCAUCAUCUACAAACAUCACCACAGAACCUCACACAACACAGGCAACGAGGAAACUCACACCGCAGUGUCUUCACAACAGGAAGAGGACAGUAAACUGCAGGAAGUGCACAUCGCUGAGGAAACAUGUGGGCGGAGUCUGUGUAAUGGAUGGGCGGAGCAUAGCCUGCCACUUCCGGCCACAGAACUGGGAGAUUCUGCUCUGGUUACCACUAAAACUGGACCAGCUGUUGAGGUUUGACUAAACAUCAGAUGUGUUUCAGUAUGGAUUUAACUCCUAUCAGACCUUUAUAAUCAUAUUGACACAAAUUCCCAAGUUGAACAAAAUGUAAGUUUGUGGUUUCUGUAUGAAUAUAUGAUCUAUACACCAGUGUGCUUAAAACAUGACCAACAUUUACAUAAACAAUCAAAACCUACAGUGUGGGACUUCAGUCAAAACACAUCAGUGAUUCAUUUCAUCACAUUUGUCAGAUUUCAGGCUUUGUGUCAAUAUUUCACGUCUGAACUUCCUGUUUCAGUAUAAAUCAUUAACGUGUUGAAUAAAUCUGCACAUGUUAAAGCA